AUGGCUGACUACCACUCCGUUCCCAACCCGGGAAGAGGUGUUCCGGAAGCCGACAUGGGCGUCCGCCGUUCUAGCCACGACUCGUUCGCCGCAUCCCCCGAGAUCCCCAACGACGGCUACCUUGGUACGCAAGGCCUUGCCAACCCCGCCCCGUCCAUCAUGUCCCGUGACUCAACAUACGGAUCGCUGAAUGCGCCAUCGAUCAACUCCGGCCACCAGGCCCGGUCAUCGUGGGGCAGCAACAACAUGCUCGCCGCGGGCGAGGCCGGCAUGGCUGGAUCCGACCUUCCCGGAGGACACCGUCCCCGCGUCCAGUCCAACCUCGCCAACUCGUAUUCGUCGCCCUUUGACCACGACGAGCAGGGCCACGAGCAGCCCUCUCACCACCUCCCGUCCUCUGAGCACGAGAAGGCGCCCGCAUGGACCUCGUCUACGGUGCAGCGCAAGCGUAACCGCAAACGCUGGGCUUGGGCCCUCCUGGCGCUCCUCGCCCUGAUCGCAAUCGGUGUCGGUCUUGGCGUUGGUCUCGGCCUCGGCCUCAACAAGGACAAGGACAAGAACAAGUCGUCCUCCGACGCCAGCGCCGGCGAUAGCAACGCCGGCAAGUCCGCCAGCGAGUCCGCCAAGGAGGAGCCUACCAAGACGUCGGAGCAGGCCAAGCCCUCCGCCACGUCUGAGGCUCCCAAGCCCAAGCCCACAAUGGGCGGCCAGGGCUCCAACAUCACCCUGUCUGACGGCACGACCAUGGUCUACGACAACCCCCACGGCGGAUACUGGGUCCAGGACCCCGAGAACCCCUUCAACAACGAUGCUCGCCCGAACAGCUGGACCCAGCCUCUGAACGAGACCUGGGACAUGAACUCUGGCCGCAUCUGGGGUGUCAACCUCGGCGGUUGGCUCAACACCGAGCCCUUCAUCGUUCCCGGCCUCUACGAGGACUACCUUGGUUCCGGUGACUCCAAGUCCAAGGACGAGUACUGGCUCUCGACCAACAUGGGCGCCAACCUGACUGAGGCCAUGACUGAGCACUACGAGACUUUCAUCACUGAGCGUGACUUUGCCGAGAUCGCUUCCGCCGGUCUCAACUGGAUCCGUCUUCCCAUCGGCCACUGGGCCGUCUCCAAGUGGGACAACAACGACGAGCCGUUCCUCGCCAACGUUGCUUGGAACUAUGUCCUUAAGGCCAUUCAGUGGGCGCGCAAGUACGGACUCCGUAUCCAGCUCGACCUUCACACUGUUCCCGGCUCGCAGAACGGAUGGAACCACUCUGGUCGUCUUGGUCCCGUCGGCUGGAUGAACGGUGCCAUGGGUCUCGCCAACGCCCAGCGCGCCCUUGACAUCAUCCGCUCGCUCGCCCAGUUCAUUUCGCAGCCCGAGUACGCCCCCGUCGUCCAGAUGUUUGGCUUCAUCAACGAGCCCAUUGGCUCCGUUGUCGGCAAGGAGUCGAUCGCCGCCUUCUACGCUGAGGCCUACCGUGAGAUCCGCGCGAUCACCGGUACUGGUUCCGGCAAGGGCCCCAUCCUUUCGGCCCACGACGCUUUCCUCGGUCUUCCCGAGUGGCACAACUUCAUGCCCGGUGCCGACCGUUUCGCCAUGGACCAGCACCCUUACCUCGUCUUCCAGCCUCAGAUGAAGGGCGACCUCGCCUCGAUGCAGUACACCCCCUGCAACUGGGCCAGGGACACGAACGACACGCUGAACAAGGUUGGUCUCGUCACCGCCGGCGAGUGGUCCGCCGCCAUUAACGACUGUGGCCAGUGGGUCAACGGCGUCGACCUCGGCACUCGUUACGAUGGCACGUAUGCCGGCUUCGAGAACGACAAGACUGGCGACUGUGCCCACUGGAACGAUUACACGACCUGGUCUGACGAGGAGAAGAAGCUCCUCCGCUCUUACGUCAUGUCGUCGAUGGACGCUCUGCAGCACUGGUUCUUCUGGACCUGGAAGAUUGGCCCUACAAAGUCCAACCCUGCCCCGAACCCCUUUUGGAACUACCAGCUUGGUCUCAAGAAUGGCUGGAUCCCGUCCGACCCGCACGAGGCCAUGGGCAACUGUGCCAACCUGGGCGGUGUUGACUACUCGACGUCGACGACCGGCUUCCAGCCGUGGAUGACUGGUGGUGCCGGUGCCGGUGAGAUUGCCAACCAGGUCGCCUUCCCGCCUGCCAAGCUCAGCAACGUGCCCGAGAACAAGAUGAGCGACCUCGCGCAGUACACGCAGACCGCGGACCCCGUCACGCUCGCUGGUAUCUCCGUCACCAAACCGUCGAGCACCGAGACGUUCGCCGCCGGCGACGGCUGGUUCAACAAGCAGCAGAACCGCAAGGCGUACACCAAGGUCGCCAACUGCGUCUACCCCGGCCCGUACGAGAGCGACAAGCAGGAGCCCGGAAACAACAUGUGCGGAGCUGGCGCCGUCAGCGCUCCUGCGCGCCGCAACGCCCCUGCUCCGGGCCCCACCCCUGCUGCCAAGUACUAA
This is a messenger RNA of Trichosporon asahii var. asahii CBS 2479, 2478 nucleotides long. RefSeq names its product exo-beta-1,3-glucanase. The transcript is spliced from 2 exons. Gene Ontology annotation, biological process: glucan catabolic process. Lineage: Eukaryota; Fungi; Basidiomycota; Tremellomycetes; Trichosporonales; Trichosporonaceae. The coding region runs from base 1 to 2478 and encodes 825 amino acids. Gene Ontology annotation, molecular function: beta-glucosidase activity. The record is from RefSeq and is a predicted model, not a curated record. Gene Ontology annotation, cellular component: extracellular region; cell surface.